Molecule: messenger RNA, 1008 nt
Organism: Moneuplotes crassus
Lineage: Eukaryota; Ciliophora; Spirotrichea; Euplotida; Euplotidae
Source: the annotation of a GenBank genome assembly
GAGAAAAUGUGGGUAAAGCAACUGAUGGAUGAGUUUUAUAAUUGGUUAUGGUAUCGGAAAGCGUAUACUACAUGUGGCCAGAUCCAGAACUUUUUUAAAUUCAUUCUAUUUACUCUUCUGAGUGUGAUUAUUUUUGUAUUAAUAUCCUUUGCUGGAUCAGAAGGGCUCACCAAUCAAGGAGUUUGGCUACUAAAAUCUCUAAGAAUCAUUGUAGCAAUUGAUAUAUGCUUUUUUUUCAUUCGUUUUACUCAUCUCUGAAGCAGUUUGAGAGAGCUUAAUUUCAUAAUAUUCUUGCACUGAUUGAUCCAUCUGACUAUUCUUGCUAAUGUUCUUCUUGAGCUAGUAUUGACUACGAAUCUGACUUUUGAAGAAGCGAUGAGUAAAAAGGAUACUAUCAUAUUUAAGAUAGUUUACAUCAUAGCCAUCAUUAGAUGAUUCUACUAUGCAGCACUAGUUAUAUUUUAUAUUUUGUGCUCUCCAUGAAUCAUUCAAAAUAUUUUAGAAAAGAGGAGACAAAGAGAGGAUUUACUUUUAGCAAUCAGAAGAAGCCGAAACAAUUCUCUUUUCCUUCAAGAAGGCCAAGUUAUAGGCCUACCUUUACUUGUGGAUAAUAGGAGAGGACAGCCAAUACCUGAAAGAAUCCCUGAGGAAGAGUUUCUCCCAUAUGAUCCUGUUCCUCAGAAUAAUAACGCUCCUAGAGCUUCUUUCCAUAAUAGACUUUUGAACAUUAUGGGCCAAGAAGAUAUUGAGCCUAUUGAGAGAAACACACUUGAUCUGUUAAAAAGAGUGAAAUAUUUUACAGAUAGAGAUAACCUCGCUGGCGUAGAAUGUUCGAUAUGCCUUCAACCGCUUAGCGAUUUCCAAGAUGAGCAACUUAUCUACCUUCCCUGUAGCAGGAAACACAUCUUCCAUUCCAAUUGUAUUAUAGAUUGGCUGAAACGAGACCGGAACUGACCUCUUUGAAGAGUUGGUGUAAAUUCAGAUUUGCUAAAAUACUCUGGUUAUUAA